This is a messenger RNA of Trichoderma gamsii, 1368 nucleotides long. RefSeq lists its product as hypothetical. The coding region runs from base 1 to 1368 and encodes 455 amino acids. The record is from RefSeq and is a predicted model, not a curated record. Lineage: Eukaryota; Fungi; Ascomycota; Sordariomycetes; Hypocreales; Hypocreaceae. The transcript is spliced from 2 exons.
AUGUUGGAAUACUUUUCUUACAAAAAGUUCAAAAAGAACAAGGAAGAAAAGGAUGUAAAGGAAGCCAAGAAAGACGAUGGCAUAGCAGAAGCAGAUGGGAACAAGCCCUUUGCAAAGAAUGAGGAGGCCAAGACAGACGAGAACCACGACUCAUCGACCUCAGAGCCUCAUACUGACCAGGCCGUCCUGAAGCCUGAAGACGAGCGCUUCCUCGAGGAACUCCUCGCGCAGGACACCGAUGGCUCUCCGCCGCCGCUGCCCCCGCGCAUCUACACCUACGAUGUAGAUUGGCACUCUGGCGACGAAGCCUCCAUCGCCGAGUCAAAGAAGACCACUGAUGAUGAGAAAGAGGACGCUGGAAAAACCGCCAAAAAGGAAGACGAGUCUGCGAAACCCGCCGAGAAAACAGACAAGGCAAAGGACAAGGAAAAGGAAAAGGUAGAGAAGAAGCCCAACAGACUGUCGCUUCUUUUCACACGAGGUAAAAAGCUUGCGGGAAUGGAAACCCCAAAUUCCAGCGACUCCCUCAAGCCAGACACUGAAGACGUCCCUCCUAAAGAAGCCGAGCGCGAGAAGAAGGACCUCACCCGUGUCCUUGACCGCCUCAGCCUCUCCGCCCAAAAUAACAAAGUCGUCUCCGAGUCCAAAGACUCGUCCGAUCUCCUCCAGCGAUUCACACAGGUCUUCAAGGACCUCGUCAACGGCGUGCCCACCGCCUACGACGACCUCACCAAGCUGAUCGAGGACCGCGACGGCUCCAUCAACAAGCUUUUUGAGAAGCUGCCCGGGUCGCUCAAGAGGCUUGUCACGCAGCUUCCCGAUAAGCUGACCACUACGCUGGCUCCCGAACUUUUGGCUGCUGCGGCGGAGAGCCAGGGCAUCAAGGUCGUUGAGGGCGGCAUGAAGGGGACGGCGAAGAGGAUGCUCAUGGGGCAGAAUCUGGCCGACUUGGUGAAGAAGCCAGGCGUCAUUGUUAGUAUGCUGAAGGCAAUUGUGGAGGUCCUCAAGUCGAGAUGGCCGGCGUUUAUCGGCAUGAACGUCAUUUGGAGUGUUGCGCUAAGCUUGCUGCUUGUUGUGCUCUGGUACUGCUACAAGCGCGGUCGCGAGGAACGAAUGCUUCGUGAAACCGAAGAAUCUGAAGCUGGACCUAGCAUUGAGGCCGAUAGUCAUCGAUUUGAGGAGCUCUCGGACGACUCUAACGGCGAAGAAUCCGGACAGAAACAUUCAGAGGCCGCAGAGGCCGCAGAGGUCAUACCAGUAAUCGUCACGUCUCCGGGUGGGCAACAAAGAGCAUCACCGGCGCCGGAAGGAGCUUCGACGCCAGCAAUGCCGCGGCUAGAUGCUUCUGAAGAGCAGAAUCGCUCUUGA